Ostrea edulis (European flat oyster) is the source of this 525-nucleotide messenger RNA. RefSeq lists its product as uncharacterized. The record is from RefSeq and is a predicted model, not a curated record. The coding region runs from base 1 to 525 and encodes 174 amino acids. NCBI's taxonomy places the organism in Eukaryota, Metazoa, Mollusca, Bivalvia, Ostreida, Ostreidae. The transcript has 3 exons.
AUGUUGUGUACAUAUUACACGGAGGCAGGUCAAUGUGCACAUGUCUUAGCUGUUAUUAUGAUUCUGGAGCAGUGGAAGAUUUCUGGUUUUGUUGAAAUUUCAUCAAUGCUGUCAUCAACUUCCCUACCCCAACAGUGGGAUAAGCCAAGCGGUGACAAGAUUCAACCAGAACCAGUGUCCCAGAUGAUCAUUUCCAACCCAUCAAACCUAAACAGAAAAAGAAAGCCAAUUGUGGCUUCUUUUGUUGACACACGGAAAACUGAAAUCGGUGAAAUGGAUAUGGAGAUCUUAAAAAAGUUUAAACAAGCUCCGGUUUCCUAUCUGGUAUCCACAGCAGCAGGACCAACUGUUGACACUCCAUUUGGUGCUCAUUACAUAGUAUCUCCUCUCAGCUAUCAUGUAAGCACAUUGAUUAUACCUAUUACAAAACCCCGUGCAGCAGAAAGCUGUGGAAGUAAUGUGUUCCCAAAAGCCCUUCAUACCUGCGGUGACCUUGAAUGCAUUCAAACCCUUACACAUGAAUGA